CUUGCCACGUUGCAAGAGCCAUGCUGACUAUCCUUGCCUAUAUGCUCGUAUAAAAUAAAGGAGCCUCAGGCUGUCUGAUCCAAAACCAACUGCGUGGUCAAUUUUAACAACAAUUUAGGGGCUUGCCCGGGAUCCACAGAUGACUUCCCCAGACCGGAGGACCACGGGCUGUCUCCCAUCAAACCCAGAGCCCAUCUGAAAGUACGACGUCUGUGCUGCCUCCGCUGAGCCCUGAGGAAAAGAAGGGGAUAUUGUGACUGCAACUCUUCCGAGAAUGCUGUUCCUAAUCGUCUCUCUGGUACUUGGUGGCAUGGUCUUCCUGGCCGGAGUGUCGUUGAACAGCUACAUCUUCUUUGUUGCUGGAUGCCGUGUGGGAAGGACGACCAGCGCCCUGUGGUUCCUGAACCAGGCCAUAGCCAAUUUAAUCUUCUUCAUCUUCCUGCCCUUCAGAUGCAUCUCCAUCGUCAUCCCGGACUUAGAGUGGGCCGAGAGGCUGAGCAGCACCAUCACCUCCCUACACAUGUUCUCCAGCGCCUUCUUCCUCACCGCUCUCAGUGUCGAUCGCUGCAUCCUCGUGGCGCGCCCUGAGUGGGCCUGGAACCUCCGCACACACACCCUGGCUUUUGGGGCGGUUCUGGGCACAUGGGCCCUGUCACUUGGAUUCAGUUUGCGGUAUGGUGAUCACUUGGAAUCCCUGCUCUCACCUGCCAGCAUCAGCAUGAAUUUCCAACUGGAUGAAGGGCGGGUGAAGGCUGCAGUUGUGUUCCAGUUCCUGGUUGGGUUUCUGAUCCCACUAGUGUUGAUCUUGAUCCCAACCUUCUACAUCGUUCUAGCUGCCAAGCUGAGGAGGAACAGGCUGAUCCAGUCCACCAAGCCACUCAAGAUCCUUCUUGGCUUGAUCCCGACCUUUUUCCUCUCCUGGCUGCCAUAUCACGUCUUCUCCUUCCUGCUGAUCUCAGCUAAAUACCCUCUGCCUCUUCUGGACAUGGGAAGGACUUUUGCUGGGGUUCUGACAUAUUUAAGCACCUGCCUCAACCCCAUCUUCUACCUGACCAUGGAGGAAGAGUUUCUGAGGUACCAGCAACGUGCACGAAACACCCAAACCACCGACCACUCAGGGCCAGAAACAGCUGAAUAGGGGAAUGGAUGGAAUUGUGGAUAUUUCCAGGAAAAAAGAAUUAUAUUCACUAGACCCGAAACUUCCUCUUGACUUCAAAAUUGUCUUUUUCAGAAAGUUAUUUUUUUGCCCUGACUCAAAGAAGAGCCAAUAGAAUGAUUACAGGAUUAGAAAAUCUACUUUAGAGUGAAAAGAACGAGGAGUCCUUGUGGCACCUUAGAGACUAACAAAUUUAUUUG
Mauremys reevesii (Reeves's turtle) is the source of this 1356-nucleotide messenger RNA. Its product is annotated as chemokine-like receptor 1. Gene Ontology annotation, molecular function: G protein-coupled receptor activity; complement receptor activity. Gene Ontology annotation, cellular component: plasma membrane. The transcript has 2 exons. Lineage: Eukaryota; Metazoa; Chordata; Testudines; Geoemydidae. Bases 275 to 1138 code for a protein of 287 amino acids. Gene Ontology annotation, biological process: complement receptor mediated signaling pathway; inflammatory response; phospholipase C-activating G protein-coupled receptor signaling pathway. The record is from RefSeq and is a predicted model, not a curated record.